AUGGCGUUCCUAUUUGACAUGUCCAGAUUUUUACCUGCUGUACCUUGGAUCCCAGAACCGACCUACAAAGGGAUCCUUGAAUUGACGGACACAUGGAUCCCAAAACCGAACUACAAAGGGAUCCUUGAAUUGACGGACACAUGGAUCCCAGAAGCGACCUACAAAGGGAUCCUUGAAUUAACGGACACAUGGAUCCCAGAACCGACCUACAAAGGGAUCCUUGAAUUGACGGACACAUGGAUCCCAGAACCGACCUACAAAGGGAUCCUUGAAUUGACGGACACAUGGAUCCCAGAACCGACCUACAAAGGGAUCCUUGAAUUGACGGACACAUGGAUCCCAGAACCGACCUACAAAGGGAUCCUUGAAUUGACGGACACAUGGAUCCCAGAACCGACCUACAAAGGGAUCCCAGAACCGACCUACAAAGGGAUCCUUGAAUUGACGGACACAGGAAUCCCAGAACCGACCAACAAAGGGAUCCUUGAAUUGACGGACACAUGGAUCCCAGAACCGACCUACAAAGGGAUCCUUGAAUUGACGGACACAUGGAUCCCAGAAGCGACCUACAAAGGGAUCCUUGAAUUAACGGACACAUGGAUCCCAGAACCGACCUACAAAGGGAUCCUUGAAUUGACGGACACAUGGAUCCCAGAACCGACCUACAAAGGGAUCCUUGAAUUGACGGACACAUGGAUCCCAGAACCGACCUACAAAGGGAUCCUUGAAUUGACGGACACAUGGAUCCCAGAACCGACCUACAAAGGGAUCCUUGAAUUGACGGACACAUGGAUCCCAGAACCGACCUACAAAGGGAUCCCAGAACCGACCUACAAAGGGAUCCUUGAAUUGACGGACACAGGAAUCCCAGAACCGACCAACAAAGGGAUCCUUGAAUUGACGGACACAUGGAUCCCAGAACCGACCUACAAAGGGAUCCUUGAAUUGACGGACACAUGGAUCCCAGAACCGACCUACAAAGGGAUCCUUGAAUUGACGGACGCAGGAAUCGUACCAACCGGCUGA
Molecule: messenger RNA, 1026 nt
Organism: Physella acuta
Lineage: Eukaryota; Metazoa; Mollusca; Gastropoda; Physidae
Product: adhesive plaque matrix protein-like
Source: RefSeq, a predicted model, not a curated record